CGCAUUCUCUGACAGAACCCGGCAUGAGGGCCCUCCUGCUGCUGGCGAUGGUCAUGGCCUUUGGCCUGCAACAAGCCGACGGGGCUUUAUGGAAUUUCUGGAAAAUGAUUACGAAGGUGACAGGAAAGGAAGGAGCAUCCAGUUAUGGCUUCUACGGCUGCCACUGUGGUGUGGGUGGCAAAGGCACACCCAAGGAUGCCACGGAUUGGUGCUGCGUUGCGCAUGACUGUUGCUAUGACCGGCUGGUAAGACAGGGGUGUUCCACCAAAUUUCUGAACUACAAAGCUGAUUACCGCGGGUCCACCGUCACCUGUGCGAGACAGGACAAGUGCAAGAAACAAGUGUGUGAAUGUGAUAAAGCAGCUGCCCUCUGCUUUGCGAGACACAAGAAAAGCUAUAAUAAAAAGUACCAGUACUACAACAACAAGUCCUGCCGCGGAAAGACCCCCAAGUGCUGAGCGCCCCACGCCGUGCCCCACGCCCAUGCUGAGCUUCUGUCCUAGCGUCCUCCCCAUCCCCUGUGCUCUGACUGCAGGAGCCAGGGGGCUCCGCGCGCG
This is a messenger RNA of Condylura cristata (star-nosed mole), 557 nucleotides long. Its product is annotated as phospholipase A2, membrane associated-like. The coding region runs from base 24 to 458 and encodes 144 amino acids. The record is from RefSeq and is a predicted model, not a curated record. NCBI's taxonomy places the organism in Eukaryota, Metazoa, Chordata, Mammalia, Eulipotyphla, Talpidae. Gene Ontology annotation, biological process: arachidonate secretion; lipid catabolic process; negative regulation of T cell proliferation. Gene Ontology annotation, molecular function: phospholipid binding; calcium ion binding. The transcript is spliced from 5 exons.